Messenger RNA from Python bivittatus (Burmese python), 3423 nucleotides. RefSeq lists its product as uncharacterized. The record is from RefSeq and is a predicted model, not a curated record. Gene Ontology annotation, molecular function: guanyl-nucleotide exchange factor activity. Gene Ontology annotation, biological process: positive regulation of Rho protein signal transduction. Lineage: Eukaryota; Metazoa; Chordata; Lepidosauria; Squamata; Pythonidae.
AUGACAUACAUCAGCGUUGAUGAGAGGCAGGAACACUCACGGGUAAUUUUGAGCUGCCAGAAUAAUCAGCUAUAUGCGCAACAUGGCUUAAAGGAGUUCUCAAUUAGCAACAUGCAUCCCUUAAAGAACAUGGAUACUCAUCUUUUUACUGGAGACUUUAAUCCUGUAAACAAAGGAGGCAAUAAUGCAGGAACACAUCUGUAUCAGAGCAUGGAGAAUCUACACUGGGCCACAGUAGCUGAUCCAUGCUGCCAUCCUCACUGUGGAAAUGUAGAAAAUAAACAUGUCUUUCAUUACAAAGAUACAGCACAUUGCUCCAGGUAUUCCAUGGAAGGUUCCCUAACUCCCAAUUCACCUGAACGUUGCCGACACUUCUCCCUUCCAUCAGAGCAAGGGAUUCCUUCAACACAAGAUAUAGCUCUUUCCUCUUGUGCCAAAGUGCCUCCAUGGCUUCUUUCCUCCAUCAGUGGGGAUGCCAAAAAAAUCCUGAAAGAAAAACUUAGAAUUCACAGUAGUAAAGCUACUGAGAUUUGCAAGCCACUCAGAGCUCAGACUUCUUUGAACGAUUCGGUUGCAAGGGAAUGUUCUGAAUGUCAGGCUUGCCAGCAAUAUAAGAAUGGUUGCUCCCCUAACUGUUGCACCAUAUUUGUGCAGCAUGCCACUCUCGCUCAUGCCCCGUGGGUGGCAUUGGGGAGGCAACGGCCUUGUUUCUAUAGCAGGCUAACAAGCCCAGAAGACAUCAAGCAAGAAGCCCAGAGAAGGUUGCAGAUCAGGAGGCAGAACAGUUCCCCCAGCUUGACCCUCCAUUGUGCCAGUGAGAGUCAAAAAGUGGUCAAAUCCCAAACUAUGGGAUCAUUAAAAGGAGAUGGAGAAAGAGGAGAUAGCAAAAGGACUCCAGAACAGAGCAAAAAAGGUGACUGCAAAGAGAGACUCUACAUUCCAACUUUUGAAGAGUUCAAGAGGAUGAGAAGCAAGGCAACUCUUUUUCUCAAUGGCAGUAGUGAAACAGUGAAAAGUACAAAGGAAGCAAUCCCAAAGUUGGGGGAAAAAAGUCAAAACCUUGGUUCAGCUGACCAUCAGGAUCAUAUUAAAGAAGUGGUUUCAGUAAUAGAUGAUGAUGAUGAGGUGUUUCAUGAAAACAGCCAGAAUGCUUCCAGGUUUAUUGGCUGUGAAGAAAAUUCAUCCACAUGGGACAGAAGUGUCUGCCUAAUAAAUACGCCUGUGGCCAGGGACAAGAUUUCCGAAGUUCCAACAUCAGAAACAGUGCCAGUUCCCAUUUGUUCUAGCCCAAUUCCAAGAUUGCCUCUGCAACCUGCUGCAGUAUUUAGGGAGGAGGGCAAGAAAGCUUUUGCUGAAGAAGAGAAACAGGGAUUGGAUGCAAGAAAGUUCAGUGAAGCGCUUCACCAUGCUGGACAGUCUCUGGUGCCUGAAACUCAGUCAUCUUGCUGCCCGCUGCUGUUAGAAGCAACUGAUAUCUCCAGUUAUGGAGCUAAGCUUCAGAAAAUGAAGGAUGAAUUUAUAGGUACUGCUCUGGACCUCAUUAAAAAGAGCUGCAGUGCUGAAACUACCCCUGAUCUCCCUUCCCCCAAAUCUUGUGAAGUUCAGAAAGCAGAUCACACUAUUGUGGAAGACUGUCAUCAAUCCACAAGCUCCAGCUCAAAUUGUCGCAGAUCAAGUUCUGACAUCUCCUACGAAACCUCAGCCUGCACCAAAGUUCAGCGGGAGUGUCGUUUACGGCCUCAUUUCAGUGACCCAAUGCCAACAGAUGCUGUAAAGAGGAAACAACUGGAGUUGAAGAUAGCUGCAGCAGCCCGGCACCAUGCCCAGAAACGCCGGCAAGAGAGAGAACCCAGUCCAGCACUGACUAAAGCCACUGUCAACUAUGGAAACAAUGUUGAUGAGAAUCACCAGGUCCUGAGCAGUUCCUUUCGUUCCAAACACCGCUGGAGCAACGUUAGCAGUCUCAGCGCAGAUAGUGGCAUUGCGGGUGGGAAUGAUGAGAGAGACAAUGCUGACAUCACCAUUGGAGGGGUGCCAAGGAUUAGGUCAUCCAAGAUGGAGCGGGCAGAUAGUGGUAUCAGCCAGGUGUUGAGUAGGAGGUGGAGGAACCGGGCAUCAGAAACAUUAACAUCUCUACAGGCAUGGGAAGCCCAUCAACCUUGUGCUGACUGUGGUGGGAGAGAUUUUCCACUGGAAACAGAUGUUCAGAAUCAAAACAGGAGACAGGCCACUCUCUGUGAGAAGUGCCUGAAGUGCAGGACAGAGCGGAAGGAAUCUGUGCUGGAAUUUGUCAAUACUGAAGCUAGUUAUGGGGAAGACCUACGCAUCAUCAAGGAGGAAUUCUAUCUCCCCAUGCAAGCAGCUGGCCUCCUCACACAAGAACAGCUGUUGGUGGUUUUCAGCAAUAUCCAGGAGCUAAUUGACCUCAAUGAAAACUUUCUGGAGUAUCUUCAGGAAGAGAUUGAUCAGGCUUUUGAGCAGGGUGAUGAUGAUCUCAUGACUGUGUGCAUUGGAGAAAUAUUCCUGGAGUUUGUGAACAUGCUGCCUGCAUUCCAGACAUACUGUCUCCAGCAGUCAUCCUCAGUGAACAUGCUCAAUGCAUUGGAAAAAGAAAAAGAGUUACUUAGGAUAUUUCUCAAUGUUUCGCAGAAUGACAACACAGCACUUCGUCGCAUGAACCUGCGGUCCUUCCUCAUGGCUCCCCUGCAAAGAGUUACAAAGUAUCCCCUUCUUCUGAGCCGUAUCAUCAAAGCCACUACGGAGUAUCACCCAGAUUACAGCAGUCUGAAGGAGGCCAAAAGCCGCAUCGAAUCCCAUCUGGAACACAUCAACAUGAAAACCAAGCAGGAAGGGAAUUCGUGGACUCUGCGCUCCUUCCGCCAGGACAGCAAGAAGAACAGGGAGGUUAUCAACAUUGAAAUGAGGGAAACCGCUCUCAAGACAGUGGGCUGGCUGCGGGAGGAAACACGGUUCGUGAUGGAAGGCCCUUUACAGUUGGCCCAGCCACCUGAUGGACAAUGGGUGAAAAAGGGCAGUAAGACUUUAAAGUUCCAGAAGAUGCAAGUACUCCUUAUGGUCAAUAUCCGGCGUGCAUCUGAGUCCAGUUUUGAACCAGGGGAGCCGGGCUCUGUGAAAGAUGCAGUAUUGGUACUUAUUCGGGAUAAAAACAAUGGGAAGUUCAGUUUGCUCAGGGAACCCUUGCGACUCAGCAACUGUGUGGUCUCUGUGGAUCCUGACUGUGAUGAUACAUUUGAGCUGCUUGAGAUAAGGCGGGAAUCCUUCAUAUUUCGAGAUGGCGACAAGGUACGAACUCAUCACUGGUUUAGGCAGAUAAGGAGGUACUCUCGGGAGCUGGGCUCCUGGAAGAAACGUCGUAAUGCUUUGCCCAAUAUCAUGAUAAGUGCAUCUCAUAAUAGGUCAUGA